Trichoplax adhaerens is the source of this 606-nucleotide messenger RNA. RefSeq lists its product as uncharacterized. The record is from RefSeq and is a predicted model, not a curated record. Gene Ontology annotation, biological process: peptidyl-methionine modification; N-terminal protein amino acid modification. Gene Ontology annotation, cellular component: mitochondrion. The transcript has a single exon. NCBI's taxonomy places the organism in Eukaryota, Metazoa, Placozoa, Uniplacotomia, Trichoplacea, Trichoplacidae. Gene Ontology annotation, molecular function: peptide deformylase activity. The coding region runs from base 1 to 606 and encodes 201 amino acids.
AUGGCUGGUUUUAGAUAUUUUCUUACUGAUGGCACUAGAACUGUUAAAUAUUAUUAUUAUAGAUAUGGUAGGAAAUUAUUAAGAUUGAAUUAUAUCAGGCAGGCUGGAGAAAGCGUGUUAAGGGAAAAGGCUGCUGCAGUGGAUCCUACUGCGAUCGUUUCAACAGAUGUUAAAAAAUUAAUUGAUAGAAUGAUCAAAACAAUGAGAAGCCAUGGCGACCUAGGAAUUGCUGCUCCUCAGCUUGGCCGACCUUUAAGGAUAAUUACUUUGGAAAUAACGAAACGCCAUUUAAGUUACUUACAAGCACAGUACCGUAAUGUAGUUCAACGUGACACGGUUCCUUUACAAGUAUUAAUUAAUCCCCAGCUAAAAGUUUUGGAUAAUCACAAAGUUGCAGAAUAUGAGAGUUGUUCCAGCAUUCACAAUUGUAUGGCAAAAGUGCCACGUUAUACUACUGUUGAAGUAAGCGCUUUAGAUCGCCAUGGAAAUCGAAUAAAUUAUAUAGCUGAUGGUUGGCUAUCUAGAAUACUACAACAUGAAGUCGAUCAUUUAGAUGGAUUAUUAUAUGUUGAUAAGAUGCUAAGUAAAACAUUUGCUAAAGUAUGA